AUGUCGGGCUUGUCAUUGGGAAAGCUCUUGCCCAUCAUCGAUGCCGAGGAGUGUAUUCCCUGUAUGGCUAGACUCACCAGAAGGGCAUCCACUGAACCUUACAUGGAGAUCAUUGAGGAAGAAGAGCCUGGCCAGAUUGAUUUGGAUAUCGCUCCGUGUUCGGAUUCGGAUUCGUCGUCCUCGUCGUCCGCUUCGGCAGCAGUACCACCCCCACACUCAACCGCAUCGCUAGUACCAAGUGACGAAAAACCAAGAAACGAAAUUCCAAAGGACGUUCUUGAAUAUGUCGAAAGGAUAAGAGUGGCAAUCAAUGCUCAAAGAGACCGGACCGCAGGAGCAAGGGCAGCAGACUCCACCCCAAAACCCAAUGUGAAUGGUAGCGCCAAACAAGCUCACAUUACCACCAAAAAGCGAACAGCAUUUCCGAACGCUCUUGCCGAGAGGACCAAAGACAUGCUGAGGAAGCUCACGGACAGCAGAAAGAAAGUGUCAACAUUGCUAGUCGUCAAGCCAAAAACAAAAGCGAGAAGUGAAAAGAAGCCGGCAUCCAUCAAGGAUCGCACGGUUUUGCUCGGAUUAACCAAGAUUGGCCGGGUCCAGUAUGUCCACGGGGACAAGAAAGGCAGACCGAUCUCACUGUCCGCUGCGUGUGGCUCUGUCAGCGAUAAGGAAGUUGGUAGUCCUCUGAAGAGCCCAGGUGCAGUCCACGAAGAAGAUGAGGGCCACUCUCUCUGGAUAGAGACGAAUGACACGCGCCCAAAGUAUGACUUGCGCACUGGCAGAAGACUGGGGGAGUCAAGAUCAUUGAAUCAUCGAGUCAAGGAUGCCGCAAUUAGUGUGCGUCGAUCUGCUGUGAAAGGGAUUGAGACCGGCAGAAAACAAGUAUCCAAGAAGCGCGGAAAGGGGAAAUGGUACAAGAUCAAGUAA
Messenger RNA from Exophiala bonariae, 927 nucleotides. RefSeq lists its product as uncharacterized. The transcript has a single exon. Lineage: Eukaryota; Fungi; Ascomycota; Eurotiomycetes; Chaetothyriales; Herpotrichiellaceae. The coding region runs from base 1 to 927 and encodes 308 amino acids. The record is from RefSeq and is a predicted model, not a curated record.